Molecule: messenger RNA, 165 nt
Organism: Protopolystoma xenopodis
Lineage: Eukaryota; Metazoa; Platyhelminthes; Monogenea; Polystomatidea; Polystomatidae
Source: the annotation of a GenBank genome assembly
CCUCAGCAUGGACUGCCUGAUGUCUUCAUCUCAAUGAUAAUGGACGACAGAAGAAUUGGGUUCGCCGGAAUUCCAGCGCGCGACCUCUACUUUUCUGUCUGCGAGCCGGAAAGAGGAAAGUGGGCCGGUCAACUGGCCACAUUUUUCAUUCGGGUAAGCCAAUAA